This is a messenger RNA of Cottoperca gobio, 3819 nucleotides long. It is a transcript of the gene tyw1, whose product is annotated as tRNA-yW synthesizing protein 1 homolog (S. cerevisiae). The record is from RefSeq and is a predicted model, not a curated record. Gene Ontology annotation, biological process: wybutosine biosynthetic process. The transcript is spliced from 16 exons. Gene Ontology annotation, molecular function: 4 iron, 4 sulfur cluster binding; catalytic activity; FMN binding. Bases 94 to 2346 code for a protein of 750 amino acids. NCBI's taxonomy places the organism in Eukaryota, Metazoa, Chordata, Actinopteri, Perciformes, Bovichtidae.
CUACACUUCCCAGCAUUCUCAUCGGCCGUACAAUAUGGUUGCACAUAACAUCAGCUGCACAGGACUUUGUAUUUUAUUACCCCACUUGCAACGAUGCUGAGUUUCUUUGUGAUUAUUAUGCUUUGUAUAAGUGGUGUCUCUACCUCGGAUGCUAAAGGCUCACAGGAUGCCCACAGUCCCAGUGAGAGCUAUCUCAUGUCGAUAUGGCACAACAGGUUGUACUUGUAUUCAGCUGCUGCUCUCGUCUUUGGGAUCUGGUUCUCCCUGAAGGUGGCACUGAAGAAGAAAAGCUUCUCCAAGGAAAUCGGCCCCUGGGUUUACAAAGCAGUGAAGAGCAAUGACAGCUCUGAUGGAGACACUGUGGUUCACGUGUCAGGAGUUAAAAUCUUCUACGGCUCACAAACUGGAACAGCAAAGGGUUUUGCAAAAGAGCUGUCGGAGGAGGUGAAGACUUUGGGUAUACCAGCAGAGGUGAUCGACUUCAAAGACUACGAUGCAGACGAUCAACUCGCUGAUGAGUGCACCAAGAAGUCCGUGUGCGUGUUUCUCGUGGCCACCUACACUGACGGGCAGCCCACAGAGAACGCCGAGUGGUUCUGCAAGUGGUUGGAGGAGGCGUCCACUGACUUCAGAUACGGGAACACCUACCUCAAAGGCCUCAGAUAUGCAGUGUUUGGUCUGGGCGAUUCUGUCUAUGCUGGCCACUAUAAUACGGUGGGUACAAACUUUGACAAGUGGCUUUGGAUGCUGAGUGGCAUGAGAAUCAUGACCAGGGGAGAGGGCGACUGUAACGUGGUGAAGAGCCGUAACGGCAGCAUUCAGGCAGACUUCCUGGCCUGGAAGGUCAAGUUCCUGAUCCGCCUGCAGGCCCUGGCCAAGGGCGACAAGAAGAGCUGCACUGGGAACUGUAAGACUGGAGGCUCCUGUAAGGACGAGAAGAAAGAGGAGGAGGACGAGGAGGAGGCGGAGGCAGCUCUGCAGAAUAACAGCUCUGAGGAGGAUCUGAUGGAAUCCAGCAGUGAUGAGGAGUCUGGCCUGCAAGAUGAGACACAGUCGGGUUCAGUGGUUGACAUGGAGGAUCUGGGCAACAUCAUGAACAGUGCCAAGAAAGCAAAGAGCAAACAGGAAGGUCGAGAAGGCGGCCUGUUGGUGAAGCCAUCCAAGUUGAACGGAGUGAAGAAGAUGGAAGAUGAAGGGGAAAGAAGAGAGAUGAUCACCCCUGCUCUAAGAAAAGCACUGACAAAACAAGGGUACAAACUAAUUGGAAGUCACUCAGGAGUGAAGCUUUGUCGAUGGACUAAGUCCAUGUUGCGAGGGAGAGGAGGCUGUUACAAGCACACUUUCUAUGGGAUUGAGUCUCACCGAUGCAUGGAAACUACCCCCAGCCUUGCCUGUGCUAACAAGUGUGUCUUCUGCUGGAGACACCACACCAACCCUGUGGGCACAGAGUGGCGCUGGAAGAUGGACCCCGCUGAGAAGAUCCUGCUGGAUGCCUUGGAGAACCACCAGAGCAUGAUUCGACAGUUCCGAGGUGUCCCUGGAGUGAAGCCCGAGCGGUACGAGGAGGGCUUGGCAGUCAAGCACUGUGCCCUCUCCUUGGUGGGUGAGCCAAUCAUGUACCCCGAAAUCAACACCUUCAUCCGCCUCCUCCACUCCCACCACAUCUCCAGCUUCCUGGUUACCAAUGCACAGUUCCCAAAGGAAAUCGGGAGCCUGGUGCCAGUUACCCAGCUGUAUGUUAGUGUGGACGCCAGCACCAAAGACAGUCUGAAGAAGAUUGACCGACCACUUUUCAAGGACUUCUGGCCUCGCUUCCUGGGCAGUCUCAGGGCCCUGGGAGAGAAGAGACAGAGGACGGUGUACAGACUGACGCUGGUGAAGGCCUGGAACGUGGAGGAGAUGCAGGCCUACUCGGAGCUCAUUUCUCUGGGCCAGCCAGACUUUAUUGAGGUCAAGGGAGUGACGUACUGCGGGGAAAGCGCUGCUAGCACUCUCACCAUGGCUAACGUCCCCUGGCACCAGGAAGUGGUCGCCUUCGUCCAGCAGCUGGCUGACAUGUUGCCUCAGUAUGAGAUCGCCUGCGAACACGAGCACUCCAACUGUUUGCUCAUCGCACACACCAAGUUCAAGGUGGAUGGCGAGUGGUGGACAUGGAUUGACUACGAGCGUUUCCAGGAGCUGGUCCAGGCUCACGAGGAGAGUGGGGGACAGCAGGGCUUCUCAGCCUUGGACUACAUGGCCAAGACUCCCAACUGGGCUCUGUUCGGAGCCAAUGAGCAAGGUUUUGACCCCACCGACACACGCUUCCAACGACGCAACAAAACCAAAGAUAUUUCAGGAUGUUGAAAGAUGUGAGGGAGAGAGAAAGAGAACGAAAGAGGACCAAUCCAUAGAAAAAACAAUAAUAACAAAAAAAAAACUAGAGUUCAAUGUUUUUAUUCCAAUCCUCUCCAGAUCCUGGCCAGGCAGCUUUUUUAAUGUCCCGAGCUGCCCUCUUUCUCACUUAAACCUUUUCUUCCCUCUUUUCAUUUCUCUUCCAUUUGGAUCUUUCAUUUUAUUGGCUUGAGCUUCAAGAUCAGCCAAAAGCUGUCCGAUUUAAUUCCACUAAUCUCAUUUCCUAGACAUUCCCCUUCACGUUCACUUUGAGUGCUUCUCUUGCUUCCUUUAUGUACAUAGAUCUUUGAUAAGUCCCUCUUUUUUUGAUUGGGUCAUUAUUAUAAAUGUCAAUGGCUUUGAUCUUUUAAACCAUCUGGCAGCACUUGGGAAGGUUUACACUGUUAAAGUUGAUCCUGGGUAUGGUUUCAUCAUCAUCAUUUCUGACAUUUGGUUAUGAUCCAGCUUCUAGUUAGGCAGCUGUACAGCUCAGGACAUGAUUAGAAUAUUAAGAGUAGCUCUGCUCUUCAUGUCAUCUGUGCGAGCAGCACUUUCCCAGACACCUUUGCUAAUCAUUAGGACAGUGGUUGUUUUCACUCAGUGGUGAGAACUCGAGCAGUGAGAGAAAGACAUUGAGGCUGCGUCUCCACUGGGAGAGUCCAGCUUCUUGCUGCUCUCUUUGUGGGUGUUUUGCUCGGUUGCAGAGUCCAGACAGGGUCAGCUCUGCUUGGUUUAAGUGCUCUGAGCUGGGAUGGUUGACAAUAUUGCAGCUUUUGACAGAUAGUUCUGACAGGUUUGCUGUAGAUAAGGGAACACAAGUGGACAAUGUCUCAAAAACAUCACAAUAUAUUUUUUAUAACUUUAUAUAAAAAAGAUGACAACAUAUCGACAUAUUUGAGCUAAAUUAUAGAUGGAUAACAUGGUAAAAUAAAAAGUUAUCAGUAGUUCUAAUAUAAUAAAGUAAAAUAUAAAAAUAUAAUUGCAGUUCAAGAAAGCAGUUACACAGAAGCGUGAUCAUCAUAUAGCCAAUGUCAAGCAUCCUAUCAUUAUGUCAAAGCAUCUUCCAGCUCUUAGUUCAACAGGGAAAACACUGGGCACAAAGAUAAAUCAACUGCAAAUGUGCAGCACAUUUAAAAUAUGAAUCCAAAUGUAUGAUCUACAUUCAGCCACCAACCAGAAUAAGGCAUGAGUAUGAAGAAAAGCAUCAUGGGUAGUGAUGGUCGUGUCAAAAGCCUUUACUGAUAUUGUAGUGAAUCCAGAUGUAAAGUACAUUUUAAUUAAAUGUUUAAGUCCAUUUGUAUUUGUUUUAUUUGAAUGUAAAUCAAGAUGUCAAGUCUGUUUUGAUUAUUUUUUUUACGAUGUCCAAUGUUGCGGUGACUCCCUGUUGGGAGAAACUGCAGGUGUGGGGGGAUAUUGCACUAUAAUAAAUGUAUGUGGAGUAAUCUG